AUGAAUGAGGAGUACGACGUCAUCGUGCUCGGUACCGGCCUGACGGAAUGCAUCCUGUCAGGAAUAAUGUCUGUAAAUGGCAAGAAGGUGUUACAUAUGGAUCGCAAUUCUUAUUACGGGGGGAGAGAGUGCUUCCAUCACACCACUGGAAGAUUUGUACAAAAGGUUUAACAUCCCUGGAAGCCCUCCAGAGUCAAUGGGACGGGGACGAGACUGGAAUGUGGAUCUGGUUCCUAAAUUUCUUAUGGCUGGGGGUCAGUUGGUAAAAAUGCUGCUAUUUACGGAAGUUACACGCUAUCUGGAUUUCAAAGUAAUUGAAGGCAGUUUUGUCUACAAGGGGGGAAAGAUCUACAAGGUUCCUUCAACAGAAGCAGAGGCUCUGGCAUCCAGUUUGAUGGGCUUGUUUGAGAAGAGGAGAUUUAAGAAGUUCCUUGGCUUUGUUGCAAAUUAUGAUGAAAAUGAUCCGAAAACAAUGGAAGGAGUCGAUCCUAAAAAAACAACCAUGCAAGAGGUUUACAAGAAGUUUGACUUGGGCCAGGAUGUCGUUGACUUCACAGGCCAUGCUCUGGCUCUGUACAGGACUGAUGAGUAUCUCACACAGCCCUGUCUUGAGACUAUAAACAGGAUUAAGCUUUACAGUGAAUCCCUUGCACGAUAUGGCAAAAGCCCUUACCUUUAUCCACUCUAUGGCCUUGGAGAGCUGCCACAAGGUUUUGCAAGAUUAAGUGCCAUUUACGGAGGAACUUAUAUGCUAAACAAGCCAAUCGAGGAGUUGGUUAUGGAGAAUGGAAGGAUUGUUGGUGUAAAAUCGGAAGGAGAGGUUGCCAGAUGCAAACAGCUGAUUUGUGACCCUAGUUAUGUUGCAGACCGUGUCACUAAAGUAGGGAAGGUUAUACGUGUUAUCUGUAUUCUAAGCCACCCAAUUAAGAACACAAAUGAUGCCAACUCCUGCCAGAUCAUCAUUCCUCAAAACCAGGUCAACAGGAAAUCUGGUGAGUUUUUAUAUCUAUGUGUGUAUGAUUUCAUGUUGGCUGCACAGGGAAAAUAUAUUGCUAUAAUAAGCACUACUGUAGAAACCAAUGAUCCAGAGAAGGAAAUCAGCCUGCACUUGAACUCCUGGAGCCCAUUGAGCAGAAAUUUGAUAGUAUUAGCGACUUGUAUGCCCCUACUGAUUUGGGAAUAG
Messenger RNA from Staurois parvus, 1183 nucleotides. The record is from the annotation of a GenBank genome assembly. Lineage: Eukaryota; Metazoa; Chordata; Amphibia; Anura; Ranidae.